AAAACAGCCAGCAAUAUUUGUUUGGGCACGGUUCCCCUGGAAGCCGAGGCUAGCUCCCCCCCCCCAAUUCCUAAUGCAAAAGGGUCCCCCCCCCUUCAUUGAUGGCUUAUAGGCCGGAAUGCCGGGCGUGGGAGUAGAACGGGAGCCCGACAGGUGCUUGGGUCUCCCGCCUAGGAGAUCCUUCGAAAUAGGAGGGGAGAAAUAAGAGGCUGACGCGUUGGUGGGCGAAGGGCUCUUGGAAGUGCCUGAAACAUGGGAGGUUGGGAUUGAAUUGAAAGACUUGCUAGGUCAAUGUAAGAAGUCUAUGGGGAGCAGAGUGGGAGAUGGUGGGUGUCGACUGUGAAACUCUUGCUUGCUCUCAUAUCGCUUUGUGAAUUUGUAAGCGUUCAGUAAGGUUUAUAUUUUCCCACCCCAUUAUAAACAAUUCCUUCCUCUCACUGUCAAAUGUCAAUGAAAUUGUUUGAAUAGAAACAGGGUUUGUAUGAGUAGGUGUGCACAGUCUGAGGUUAAAAAAAUAUGUCACCUGGUAAACAAGGGUGUGUCCUCCUAUACUUAAACCAAGCAAAGGCAGUGGAAAGCUUGUCUCAGCAGGAAUGAUGCCGCUUCUACUGUUUUCCACGUACAAUGUUUCGUCUGUUCUGAAAAGGAAUUAGCUAUUGGCUCCAAAGAUCCCAAAAAGGAAGUAGAACAAGGGCUAUGAUGGAUCUUAGAAGAAUUCAGGACGCACACUUCUCUCCUCAUGUGGCAAAUUCAGUUCAGGAGCUGUUGGAGCAAAUAAUAUCUGAACGUGAUGCCUUACGCCAAGCCUUGGCAUCUCUCUCUGCUGGUUUAGCAAAGCUUGAGAAAUGCCUGGAAGACACAGAUCACCGUGUGGGAGCCCUGGAAGCAAAGGUGGUAUCUACUCAAGGCUGCGUUGUCAAACAUGCUACUUUAAUGAAGGAGCUGGCAGUAGGAAAGUUGGUGGCUGACUACAAGCUCGAGACAUUAGAAAACAAAUUGCGAGCUCGGAACUUGAGGGUCACAGGUAUCCCAGCCGCCAUUAGAAAUGUGGACCUUAUCACGUUCAUAGAAAAUCUGUUACCGGCUGCCUUAGCCAGGUGGGUAAUGGUAGUACUGUACUAAUCACUCUUUCUGAUUUGCGGCAUCGGGAGAAAAUACUGAAGACAUCCUGUACAAAAAACUUCCAUGGACACAAGGUUUCCUUCUUUCCUGAUCUCAGCCCACUGACAUAUGCCCGACGUAAACGUUUUGUGGCUCUCAAGCAACAGUUCCUAAAGGAAGGAGUUCAGGCCUACGUAUUGUACCCUGCAAAGUUAAAGGUUCUGUACCAGGGGAAAACCUACAUCUUCAAGGACAUUCAGUCUGCAGUUCAUCUACUGGAUGAAAUCCAAAAAGAAAAGAUGACUAUGACUUUGAUCCGCAACAGGCUGGCGCUGCUGGUCCUAGGAAUCCUUGUCACUUUUGUCCUCUACCUGUUGCUUCCUGCAAUCCAGCAAGAAAAAUUUACUGCUUCAGUAGACAUCCCUAAACCACGGGCCAUGGAGGAAGAGGCGAAGGGUACAGGUGCUGGGAAUGUCACCAUCAUGACAGGNACAAUUUUGCACUCUUCCGUUUUCUUCAGGGAAGCUGUGCUAGUACAAAAAGAUGUGGCUUCCUCCACUGAAAGGCUGGCAGUGGUCUUCUUGCAUGGCCAGUCCUUCUCAUCCAAGACAUGGGAGACUCUAGGAACACUGGCUUUGCUUGCAGAGAAUGGCUAUCGUGCAGUAGCUAUUGAUUUGCCUGGUUAUGGGAGCUCCCCACGUUCAACCUCCAUCGCGACCGCAAAAGGCCGCAUUUCCUUUCUGGAGCAAGUCUUCAAGGAGCUGGAUAAUUUGGCGUUAAGAAUCAACUAUGCAGUAGGAAAGUUGGUGGCUGACUACAAGCUCGAGACAUUAGAAAACAAAUUGCGAGCUCGGAACUUGAGGGUCACAGGUAUCCCAGCCGCCAUUGGAAAUGUGGACCUUAUCACGUUCAUAGAAAAUCUGUUACCGGCUGCCUUAGAUUUAAAUGGCAAACAGGCUCCCAUCUGUAUAGAAAGUGCUUACCGUCUCCCAGCAAAUAAUGCCCAGGUGGGUAAUGGUAGUACUGUACUAAUCACUCUUUCUGAUUUGCGGCAUUGGGAGAAAAUACUGAAGACAUCCUGUACAACAAACUUCCAUGGACACAAGGUUUCCUUCUUUCCUGAUCUCAGCCCACUGACAUAUGCCCGACAGAAAUGUUUUGUGGCUCUCAAGCAACAGUUCCUAACGGAAGGAGUUCAGGCCUAUGUAUUGUACCCUGCAAAGUUAAAGGUUCUGUACCAGGGGAAAACCUACAUCUUCAAGGACAUUCAGUCUGCAGUUCAUCUACUGGAUGAAAUCCAAAAAGAAAAGAUGACUAUGACUUUGAUCCGCAACAGUCUGGCGCUGCUGGUCCUAGGAAUCCUUGUCACUUUUGUCCUCUACCUAUUGCUUCCUGCAAUCCAGCCAGAAAAAUUUACUGCUUCAGUAGACAUCCCUAAACCACGGGCCAUGGAGGAAGAGGUGAAGGGUACAGGUGCUGGGAAUGUCACCAUCGUGACAGGGACAAUUUUGCACUCUUCCGUUUUCUUCAGGGAAGCUGUGCUAGUACAAAAAGAUGUGGCUUCCUCCACUGAAAGGCUGGCAGUGGUCUUCUUGCAUGGCCAGUCCUUCUCAUCCAAGACAUGGGAGACUCUAGGAACACUGGCUUUGCUGGCAGAGAAUGGCUAUCGUGCAGUAGCUAUUGAUUUGCUUGGUUAUGGGAGCUCCCCACGUUCAACCUCCAUCGCGACCGCAAAAGGCCACAUUUCUUUUCUGGAGCAAGUCUUCAAGGAGCUGGGCCUUCAGAAGCCCAUUUUGAUAAGCUCAUCUAUGAGUGGCCGAUAUUCCAUUCCAUUCCUCUUUUCUAGUGGAGAACAGCUGAAGGGCUUUGUGUCUAUUGCACCAGUGGGUACAAAAGAUUUUACAGCUCAACAAUAUCAGCAGGUCGAGAUACCAUUGAUAAUUUAUGGACAGCGUGAUACUGACUUGGGUAUACAGUCUCUGGAAAGUCUUCAGCAGAUUCCCAAAUCCAAAGUUGUCAUGUUGUUGGGAGCUGGCCACGCCUGCUAUCUUGAUAAGCCUCAGGAGUUCCACAAAGCACUGCUGAGCUUCCUCAGUGAAUUAAAAUGACUGUGGUGUCCAUCCUCAUUUGCUCUGCUGAGUCCCAUUUUCCUUUUCCCAGGGAAAAAAAGUGAAGACAAUGUCUGUUUCGUAACCUGGAUGAUGUGCAUAUUAAUCUGGUUC
This is a messenger RNA of Thamnophis sirtalis, 3323 nucleotides long. Lineage: Eukaryota; Metazoa; Chordata; Lepidosauria; Squamata; Natricidae. The record is from RefSeq and is a predicted model, not a curated record.